This is a messenger RNA of Labeo rohita (rohu), 7088 nucleotides long. It is a transcript of the gene srgap3, whose product is annotated as SLIT-ROBO Rho GTPase activating protein 3. The record is from RefSeq and is a predicted model, not a curated record. Lineage: Eukaryota; Metazoa; Chordata; Actinopteri; Cypriniformes; Cyprinidae. Gene Ontology annotation, biological process: negative regulation of cell migration; signal transduction. Gene Ontology annotation, cellular component: cytoplasm. Gene Ontology annotation, molecular function: protein binding.
GACGCUCGGGCGCUAUUCUGUUCUUUGCUUUGCCGCUGAGAUUCUAAUGCAACGGAGCCCAGUCAAGCUCAGAUUAUGCCAUCUCAACUCUUCCUUCCAGAGCGUGCGGACCUGAGGAGCACAUAAAACGGCAUGGGCACAGACGCAACGCCGCAUCGUGCAUACCGAAACCUCUUCUUGUAGACAGGAAUUGUAUUUUCUUCAGUCACUUCAGAUGGCAGAUCUUCAGCAAGGAGGAGCAGCCUCUCCCCGAGCCCAGCAGCUCUUCUGAACGCGAGGGAUCGGAUCUGAAAAAGCGCAGGUGUGCCCGGGGUGCUUCCAGCUGCCCUUGUGCUUCUUCCCGAAGGGGAAAGUAUCAGGAUUACCAGCAGAUGCACAUUGAAGGACACUCCUGAUAGAUACUGGUGAGGAAGAAAGGAGGGAAAAAAGCUGCAAACUGUAAGAGUCGGGAGCUUGCGCGCAAGGCUCAACAUAUCACUGGAUUCUACAUUUAUACCUCAAGAAAAAUGUCAUCUCAGACGAAGAUUAAGAAGGACAAGGAGAUCAUUGCGGAGUAUGAAACGCAAGUGAAAGAGAUCCGUAAUCAGUUGGUGGAGCAGUUCAAGUGCCUGGAGCAGCAAUCAGAGGCUCGGAUCCAGCUGUUGCAGGACCUGCAGGAGUUUUUCCGGCGCAAAGCUGAGAUUCAACUGGAGUAUUCUCGCAGUCUGGAGAAACUGGCUGAAAGGUUCUCAUCAAAGAUCCGCGGCCCGAGGAAAGAACAACACCUCCUUUCUUCAGUAAACUGCUGGUAUCUGGUUUUGAACCAGACUCGAAGAGAAAGCAGAGAUCAUGCCACACUUAACGACAUCUACAUCAACAAUGUCAUUGUUCGCCUGGCUCAGAUCAGCGAGGACGUCAUUCGGCUCUUCAAAAAGAGUAAAGAAAUUGGCAUUCAGAUGCACGAGGAGCUGGUGAAAGUGACAAACGAGCUGUACACUGUGAUGAAGACGUAUCACAUGUACCACACAGAGAGCAUCAGUGCAGAAAGCAAGCUGAAGGAUGCCGAGAAACAAGAGGAAAAGCAGUUUAGCAAAUCCGGAGACCUCAAUGUCAACCUCCUGCGCCACGAGGACCGACCCCAGCGCCGUAGCUCGGUCAGGAAGAUUGAGAAGAUGAAGGAGAAGAGGCAAGCCAAGUACUCGGAGAACAAACUGAAAUGCACGAAAGCCCGCAACGACUAUUUAUUGAACCUGGCAGCCACCAACGCCGUGGUGGCGAAAUAUUACAUCCACGAUGUUUCGGAUAUGAUUGAUUGCUGUGACCUCGGAUAUCAUGCUAGUCUGGCACGCACAUUAAGGACGUAUCUGUCCGCUGAGUAUAACCUGGAGACCUCUCGCCAUGAGGGUCUGGACAUCAUUGAGAACGCUGUGGACAACCUGGACCCUCGUAGCGACAAGCACAAGAUAAUGGACAUGUACAAUCAGGUCUUCUGCCCACCCAUGCGCUUCGAGUUUCUGCCGCACAUGGGAGAUGAGGUGUGCCAGGUGAGCGCCCAGCAGCCCGUUCAGACCGAACUUCUGAUGCGUUACCACCAGCUGCAGUCCCGCUUGGCCACGCUCAAGAUUGAGAAUGAGGAGGUGCGCAAGACUCUGGAUGCCACCAUGCAGACCUUACAAGACAUGCUGACAGUGGAGGACUUUGAUGUAUCAGACGCCUUCCAGCACAGCCGAUCCACGGAGUCCAUCAAAUCCGUGGCUUCCGAGAGUUACAUGAGCAAAUUAAACAUUGCUAAGAGACGAGCCAAUCAGCAGGAGACAGAAGUCUUCUACUUCACUAAAUUCAAGGAGUACCUGAACGGCAGUAACCUCAUCAUUAAGCUGCAGGCCAAGCAUGACCUGCUGAAACAGACUCUGGGGGAAGGAGAAAGAGCCGAAUGUGGAACUACAAGACCCCCAACCCUUCCCCCGAAACCACAGAAAUUGCGGAAACCAAGGCCUCGUUCCAUCUAUAACCAUAAGCUGUUUAACGGCAAUAUGGAGAGUUUCAUUAAGGAUUCAGGUCAACCCAUUCCUCUGGUGGUGGAGAGCUGUAUUCGAUACAUUAAUUUAUAUGGGCUGCAACAACAAGGCAUAUUCCGAGUUCCAGGAUCUCAGGUGGAAGUCAACGAUAUUAAAAAUUCAUUUGAAAGAGGUGAGGACCCGCUAGUUGAUGAUCAGAGCGAUCAUGAUAUCAACUCCGUGGCUGGUGUUCUCAAGUUGUACUUUAGAGGGCUGGAGAACCCUCUUUUCCCCAAGGAGCGCUUCCUGGAUUUGAUCUCCACCGUCAAGCUUGAAUCAUCUGCGGAAAGAGCCCACCACAUUCAGCAGAUCAUCGUCACCCUUCCUCGUACCAUCAUCAUCGUCAUGAGAUACCUGUUUGCUUUUCUAAAUCAUCUGUCCCAGUACAGCGAUGAGAACAUGAUGGACCCGUAUAACCUUGCCAUCUGUUUUGGACCCACUCUGAUGCCCAUCCCGGAGGGUCAGGACCCCGUGGCCUGCCAGGCUCAUGUUAAUGAGGUCAUCAAGACCAUCAUCAUCCACCAUGAGGUUAUCUUCCCUAGCCCGCGUGAGCUGGACGGUCCUGUCUAUGAGAAAUGCAUGACUGGAGGAGAGGAGUACUGUGACAGCCCUCACAGUGAACCAGGCACCAUUGAUGAAGCGGACAACUGCACCGAACCACACACAAGCGAUGAUGAGGUGGAGCAGAUUGAAGCCAUUGCAAAGUUUGAUUACAUGGGUCGGACUCCUCGAGAGCUGUCCUUCAAAAAAGGCGCAUCCCUUUUGCUGUAUCAUCGUGCAUCUGAGGACUGGUGGGAGGGCCGACACAAUGGGGUUGACGGCCUCAUACCUCACCAGUAUAUAGUAGUACAAGACUUGGAUGACGCCUUCUCUGAUAGUCUGAGUCAGAAGGCUGACAGCGAGGCCAGCAGUGGACCUUUACUGGAUGAUAAAGCCUCAUCCAAAAACGAUCUGCAGUCCCCGAGUGAACCUUCGCCUGAUUACAACUUCAGCGGGGUCAUGGGACGGGUUAGGUUGCGUUCGGAUGGGUCUGCCAUUCCUCGGCGCCGCAGUGGCACCGACUCUCACAGUCCACCCCGAGACACACCGCCACGGGCCGCCGCCUGCCCCAGCAGCCCCCACAAGGUGGCUGUUAGUAGGGGCCACAUAGAGAGUCCUGAAAAGAGACGUUUGGGAACCUUUGGCAGUGCAGGCAGCAUUAACUACCCUGAGAGAAAAGUCUAUCCUGAGGGUCAUCCGCUCAGGCCUGUGCCAGGAGCAACAAGACACAGCAGCCUGGGAGACCACAAGUCCUUGGAGGCUGAGGCUUUAGCAGAGGAUAUCGAGAAGACAAUGAACACCGCACUUCAUGAGCUCCGUGAACUGGAACGGCAAAACACGGCCAAACAAGCUCCCGACGUUGUUCUGGAUACGUUAGAACCGCUCAAGAACCCUGUGAGCUCCGAGCCAGCGAGCCCCUUACACACCAUCAUGAUCCGAGACCCGGACGCGGCCCUGAGACGCAGCAGCAGCUCCACCUCUGAGAUGAUGACCACCUUUAAACCGGCGCUGUCCGCCAGAUUGGCCGGAGCCCAGCUCAGACCCCCGCCUAUGAGACCUGUGCGACCCCCGCCCACGCAGCACCGCUCCAGCAGCUCCAGCUCCUCUGGGGUGGGAAGCCCUGCCGUGACCCCCACAGAGAAGAUCUUUCCAAACAACGCGAGCAACGCUGCGGCUUCCUCCGCUUCUGGCGAGAAACCCGGGACCAUGUAGCAGGAGCAGCAGGCCCGUGGUGCGGUGUAGCUACCUGCGCUGGUGAGGGCUAACCAGGGCAAGAUGCUCAUUCCAAGAAGGAAGUUCAGGAGUGCUAUUUAGUUUUUGAAUUUAUUUUUUGAGCCUUUGAGAGUUCUAGAAAUGCACAUAGGUCUGAGCUGUGGCCUAGUGGUUUGACAUGUUGAGCGGGGUUGUGGAUUAUGUGAGUUGAGUCUGGCUCAGGUGAUUUCCCCAUUCCAUUCUGUUCUUCCCAUCAUUUCCUCCCCUCUCUGUGAAAAAAGUGACAAAAAAUACUAAAAUACACGGGGGAAAAAAACAAUUCCAGGGUAAAUUUCAUCAAAAUAAUUAUAAUUAUUAAUUUUACCUCAGAAUUAAUAUUAACCUGUCAUUUUUGACCACAUUUAUAUGUGAGUUUUAUUUAGAGCAAGAUCAAACGAGUGGUUUGCAUUUGUUUCUCUCUGCACUGGUUGGCCAAAAGAGUUCUGUUAUUCAAGAGUGAAUAAACUCUGAUUGGAGGACUGUUUUAAAAUAAGUGAUAAGCCCCGCCCUCCAGAACUGGACUGUACAUAUAAUAUAAGCAAACGGUCACUCGAAGACUGUCUAACACGGCCAGCUACCUUUGAGCUGUUGUAAAUAGAGAUAUACUGUACUUGAACUUGUAAUGCCUUUCGUUUGUAGAAUAAGCGAUAUACAUCUAAGUAACAACAUAGCCAAGCUGUAUACAUAUAUGAAAUGCAGAAAACCAAUAUACCAACUAAUUGUAAGAAACCUGUGGUAAAAUGUAGUUUUACUUGUAUAUAAAUUUUGGGUAGAUUCUUUUUUUAAGUGUCAAUCUUGUACAGCCGAGAACAGAAGAGGCAGGGAGACUAGAGAAUGGCUUUUAUCAAAAACAUUUACAACCAAGAAGCAAACAAAUAGUCUGAGCCAUUAAUAUUAAUAUUGGUUUGAGGAGUGCUCUACUCUUUUCUUUGUGUUUUUUGCGUCACAUCAGCUUCCCAAUGCAAAAAGCAGUUCAUCAUGCCGAAUUUACACAUUUAAAUGCUUCAUUCUUACAAAGUUACGUGGCUUUAAGGCAUUCCAGUGAGCUCCAUGUUAUUGAAAGCAUCCAUCAAUUAUGUAUUUCAAAUAGCCCUGCUUUGGAUAUGUAUCUCAUAUAUACUCCGUCAACUGAUUAUAUGAAUAUUAAUACUUAGUAAAAUAACCAGAUGAUACACAAGCAACCAAAGUAAAAGGGUGAAUCGCACCAAACAUGCCCGGGACUUAUUUGUUAAAAAAAAAAAGUCAUCAAUUGAUGUGACUAUGGAAGCCUGUUUCGGGCACUCAGUUAAAAAAUAAAAAUGGUUAUUGUGACUUUUUAUCUCACAAUUCUGACUUUUUUUUCAGAAUUGGGAGAUAUAAAAUCUGAAUUGCGAGAUAUAAAAAUUCACAAUUCUGACGUUUAUCUCAGAAUUGGGAGAUAUAAACUCGCAAUGGCAAGUUUAAUGAUAGAAUUGUGUGACAUAAACUCUCAAUUGUGAGUUACAAUGUCAGAAUUGCGAGACAUAAACUCAUAAUUGCGAGAAAUAAAGUCAGAAUUCCGAGUUAAAAACUCACAAUUCUGACGUUUUUCUCAGAAUUGAGCUAUAUAUACUCGCAAUGGCAAGUUAUAAUGAUAGAACUGAGAUGUAAACUCAAUUCUGACUUUUUUUUUCUCAGAAUUGCAUGAUAUAAACUCGCAUAAAAACUCGCAAUUCUGACUUUUUUUCUCAGAAUUAAGCUAUAUAAACAAUUGCGAGUUAUAAUGAUAGAAUUGAGAUAUAAAUUUGAUUCGGACUUUUUUUUUCUCAGAAUAGCGUGAUAUAAACUCACAAUUUAGAUUUUUUUAAUCAGAAUUGCAUGAUGUAAACUCCCAAUUGCAAGAAAUAGAAUUGCGAGAUAAAAACUGACUUUUUUCUCAAAAGCAAUACAAACGUGCAAUUGAGAGUUAUAAUGUCAGAGUUGCAAGAUGUAAACUGAAUUCUGACUUUUUUUUCUCAGAAUUGCGAUAUAAACUCACAAUUCUGACUUUUCUCUCAGAAUCGAGCAAUAUAAAUUCGCAAUUGUAAAUUAUGUCAGAACUGUAAACUCACAAUUUUGAUUUUUUUCUCAGUAUUGCAAGAUAUAAACUCAUAAUUUUGAUUUUUUUCUCAGUAUUGCAAGAUAUAAACUCAUAAUUUUGAUUUUUUUCUCAGUAUUGCAAUAUAAAAACUCACAAUUGACUUUUUUCUCAGAGUUGCAUGAUAUAAACCCCCAGUUGCAAGAAAUAAAGUUAGAAUUAGGAGAUAAAAACUUUUUUUUUCAAAAGCUAUAUAUACUCCGGUGUUGCCAAGUCUUCCCGCAGAAUUGGGCUACUUUAACAAUGUUUGUCGCGGGUUGUUUUUCAUGUCCGCGGGUUGAAGCAACACCAAAAAUGAAAUAUUUAUCACCUGGAAUGAUUAUUUUACCAGGGGAACCCCACCAAAACACAAGUAUUUUACCCCCCCCGGAAUGCGAUUUUUAAAGGGGGACGCCCCCUCACUACUUUUGGGCUAGUUUUGAGUAGCAGGUUUUGUAGGCGGGUUUUGUGUAAACCUGGCAACCCUGAUAAACUCACAGUUGAGUUAUAAUGUCAGAGUAAGAUACAAAACUCACAAUGCAAAUUAUUUUUUUCUCCGAAUUACGUGAUAUAAACUCACAAUUGCGAGGAAAUAAAGUCGGAGUUGCAAUAUAUAAACUCACAAUUCUGAUUUUUUUGUCAGAAUUGCGUGAUACAAACUCGCAAUUGCGACACAAAGUCAGAAUUGCAAGAUAAAAGCCCCACAAUUCUGACUUUUUUCUCACAAAUGUGAGUUUACAUCUUGCAAUUCUGACUUUAGACUUUAUAGACUUUAUAACUCACAAUGGUGUUUAUAUCACGCAAUUCUGACUUUAUAACAAGCAAUUACAAAUUCAUAUCACAAUUCUGUCAGAAUUGUAAGAUAAAAUGUCACAAUUACCUUUUUAUUCUUUACUGAGUGGCGGAAAUGGGCUUCCGUAAAUGACAAUAAUAUCAUAAUACAGAAAAUUCUAAAAACAGGCUUUGGUUUUGUAUGCAAAAAAUAUAUUUACAUAUUUUUUUUUCUUUUGUUUUUAUGAUGAUCCGAACAUUUUUUGGUGAGAUUCACCCAAAAACUUGUGUAUGUCAAAUAUACCCAGUCUCUAGGGGCAGAUUCCUCCUUUUGAUCUAAAUAUUCAAUAGCCUACACAAUAAUAUCAUAGUACAAAAAAUAUAUAUACAAUAAUAGAAAAAAAAAAAACUAAAAA